AUGCUCAUCCCGACAGUGAAUCAGCCGCUGCUGCUGCUGGUGUUGCUGUUAUUCGACCUAGUUCCACCGUCACUUGGUCAAGUACUCGAGAAAUCCCGAUCGGUAUGGGUCGAACAGGGACUGGUUCGAGGAAAAAUCUACAACAUCGAUGGCCGGCAUAUUCAAAUAUUCCGCGGAAUUCCGUACGCUGAACCUCCUCUUGGGAAUCUCCGAUUUGCGAAGCCAGUGAAGAAGGCCCGAUGGCAUCAGGAGCUGUCGGCGGUCGAGUAUGGCCCUCCGUGCAUACAGUUCAUGGAUUUCCACCGUUAUGAUAAGUUUUCUGCUGAGAACAUGAAACGUCAGAGCGAGGACUGUCUCUAUUUGAAUGUUUUCAGCCCUUACGUGAGUGACUCGCUUUUUCCAGCGGUCAGCUUGUACGUUGAAAAUCAAGUAUCCAAUUGUAGGAUCACGAGGACGAAUCAAAGACUUUCCCGAUCAUCGUCUGGAUUCACGGCGGUUCCUUUCUUAGCUGGUUCAGCUGAUACUGGGAUCGACAUGGAGACAGUAGCCAGGAACAUUAUCUUCAAAGGGAUCACAUUCGUCACCAUCAACUAUCGCCUCGGACCACUCGGUUUCAUUGUUAGACGAUCUGGCGACAACAAUGUAGAUUCAAAUAUUGGUAUUUGGGACCAGGUGAUGGCUCUCCAGUGGAUUCAGUCGAACAUAAAGCAAUUCGGAGGCGAUCCUUCUCGGGUCACGUUGAUGGGCGAGUCGGCCGGUGGUGCUGCAUGCAGCCUACUAGCACUUAGUCCCAGAACUGAAGGGCUGGCCCAACAAGCGAUUAUCAUGAGCGGAUCGGUCACCGCUGGAUGGGCUAUUCAUAGGCAUGGGAUUCCUAGUUGGAGUUUGGAGAAUCUCGUGAGCUAUUUGAGAUGUGAAAGACUGAUCAGUGGUGCAGAAUACGCUUCGGAAGUGGUCGGCGAUGAGUACAAAGCCGAAGAGUUGGAGCAAAAGAAGUGCAAUUAUCAGAACGAGCUGGUGCCUUGCCUGACGUUAGGAGUUUCAAAAAUAGUGGUAGAUGGAGAUCUAGUACCGACCUCAGGCCUGGACCUUGUACGAAACUACGCACGGAUCCCAAUCAUGACCGGUGUGGCACGAAAGGAAUGGGGACAUAAGAAACCUCAGUUCUACAACCUGCAUCGAAAAUCGUCCCUGACCGCUGAUGAGGCUGGAGAGAGCGUGUUUCGGAUCGUUGAAGGUUCUUUUCACGACACGUCUCCCGUCAAGCUCAACAACGCCACUUUGCACCUCGUCGCAAAUGCAUCUUUCGUUCGGUAUAUCGAUGAUCCGUCGAACACGUUUGAGACGAGCCGAGUGAUCUCUGCCUUACAAACGAUGGAGGCAGACAUUGAAUUCGUGGCGCCAUGUCAGAGGGAAAUUGACGCUUACAUACAAAACAACGUCACAGUCUUCGCUUAUUCGUUUGACUAUGUGCCGAAGAGCCCCAUUUUCGAAGUGGAGAAGAAAAUGUUCAGCUUGUUCGGGAAUGAACCCGUCACCAUAACACGGAAAGACCAAACACUAAAGGAUCGUAAAUUGGAAGCAUUCCACGGUUUGGAUCACGCAUUCAUUUUCUCUAAAGGAUAUAGUAGCAAUUUCGAGAUCCGGCCCUUCACAAAGGAGGACGAGAACAUGGCAAAAAUCCUCACAAACAUGAUCACCAAUUUCGCAAAAACUGGUGACCCUUCAACAACACGGUUCAAAUGGCCACCGUUCGGCGGUAACAAAUCUACCGAGCAUGUCUCCAUCAACCUCCCACCGAAGAUCAUCCAAGGGGAACUUCACUGGCCUCAUCCUAAAUUCUGGAAUGUUGAGGCAGAGCUGAUUAGUCGACACGCCGCUCACGAAGGAGAGGUCCCAGUUGAUCCAGAUGCUGACUUAACCAAUGAAGAAAGAGUUCAGCUGAGCGCGUAUCGACGAGCGUGGUGGGCGUUAUGGUUGCUGGUGGCAGUGCUAGCGAUCGUAGUCUGGGGUAUCGUCAUAUAUGCGGUCGUCUCAAAAGGCAGCAGUCCCCGAAACAAGCCCUACGAUAACAUCGUCAUCACGCGAUGA
This is a messenger RNA of Ostertagia ostertagi, 2091 nucleotides long. Lineage: Eukaryota; Metazoa; Nematoda; Chromadorea; Rhabditida; Trichostrongylidae. The record is from the annotation of a GenBank genome assembly.